GUUGUGUUAGGUAACACGAGCUAGUACAGGUCAGCACCAACCGACUUUUUGCUUUGAACAACGAUUUAUUAUAUCUAUUUCCUAUUUUAACCUUACCUUUUAUAAUCUCUCUUCUUCUUUCUUCAUUUCAUUUCAUUUCAAUUCAAUUCAAUUCUAUCUUUGUGUCUACCAAACCCUCCUUUUCAUUUUCUAUUCCGUUCAUCGCCGCCGUAACGUAUCAAUCAUCCGCCAACAUGGAGUGGGUCGUUGGCGGAAAGUUUAAGAUUGGUCGCAAAAUCGGUAGCGGUUCAUUUGGUGAAAUUUAUAUAGCCUCAGAUAUGGAUACCUCUGAGGUCGUUGCCGUCAAAAUGGAGAAGAAGAGAACAAGGCAUCCACAACUAUUGUAUGAGGCCAAAUUAUACAGUCUUCUCCAAGGAGAAAGUGGUAUUCCAAGUAUGAGAUGGUGCGGUACUGAUGGAGAUCAUAAUAUUCUGGUUAUGGAUCUUCUGGGACGUAGCCUGGAGGACCUUUUUGUCUUCUGCGGGAGCAAGUUUACUUUAAAAACAGUUUUGAUGUUAGCAGACCAGAUGCUUUCGAGAAUAGAGUACAUGCAUUCCAAGGGUUUUUUACAUAGAGAUAUCAAACCAGAUAACUUCCUAAUGGGUAUUAGGAGAAAAUCAAGUCAGGUUUAUAUUAUUGAUUUCGGACUAGGAAAAAGAUAUCGGGACCCCAAAACAAGCAAGCAUAUUCCUUAUAGAGAGAAUAAAAGUUUAACAGGGACGGCACGAUAUGCAAGUUGCAAUACUCACUUAGGAAUCGAGCAAGGUCGUCGUGAUGAUUUGGAGUCUAUUGGCUAUGUCCUUAUGUACUUCUUAAGAGGAAGCCUUCCUUGGCAGGGUCUGAAAGCUGUCACCAAAGAGGAAAAAUAUGAAAAGAUUCGCGAGAAGAAGUUAUCAACUUCCAUAGAGAAGCUUUGCGAAUCAUAUCCCGUGGAGUUUGCGUCUUACUUUCAUUAUUGUCGCUCCUUGACAUUUGAUCAAGAUCCAGAUUAUGGAUUCUUAAAGCGUCUGUUUCGUGAGUUGUUCACUCGUGAAGGAUAUGACUAUGACAAUUUAUUCGACUGGACCAUCCUAAAAUAUCAGCAGACGCAACAGACAAGGAGACAAAAGCAAUCAUCGCCUUCGGAUGCCGUACCUAGUGCUGUGCCUAGCAGUCUACAACCAGUGGUUAUGGAAAAACAUACAGGAAUCAAUAAUUCACCUCAAGUUACCGUAACAAAACUGCUAACCAAUCUUGAUCGUCCAAAUGUGCGUGUGCAGCCUAAGCCAUCCAAUCUUAAGAAUCUAAAUGCCAAGAAUCAUACCGGAAAACAUAAUGUGAACAACGAUCCAUCCACUUCAUCCGCUUUGCCCAAAUCGACUGCAGAAAAUGUCUCCAAGCCUGAAAGGCCCACAGGAAGUUCAAACCUAGGUCGUGUAUUUGGGAAUAACUCCCAUAUUUCAAGCAGCUGGAUUCCUUCUUUACGGCGAAUAUCUUCUACCAAAUAGUAGUAUUUUGGAGGAGUCGGUUGGAGCUUCUUUUUUAUGUUCACUGUUGCAAAUAUCAUGCCGCUCACCUCACCAGAGGAAUUGUAGAUUAUAUUGACAACCAAGAUUCCUGACAUGAUUAACUUCCUUCACAUGACACCUUCCUAUCAAAUGUAAUGGCUUGUCCCACUUUAAGAGUUGGAGAGAGAGAAACUUCAAAGGUUUUAACAAUUUUGAAGGAGGUAUGCCGGUGGAUAAGAGACUCAGGGUCGUCUGUUGUAGACCUUAAAAUGUGAGACAAAGUCUGGCUGGUUUAUAUUUUCUCUAUAAAUUGCGAUGAGUCAAACAUGCAUGAAUGAGGGGAAGCCAUAAUUCUUCUUUUUGUAUUAGACAUUAUUUAACUUCCUUUUGAUUUUCUUUCAAGCAUUUAGCACACAAAUUUGUUUGUCUUUUCACGUGUACAGUUAGGUUUGCUAGCAUUCAAUUUGAUUGUAACCGUUCCCCAACUAAUUUAUUCACAAACCAAUCUGAUUCAUAUUUGAAACGAACAUUUUGUUGAA
Molecule: messenger RNA, 2065 nt
Organism: Medicago truncatula (barrel medic)
Lineage: Eukaryota; Viridiplantae; Streptophyta; Magnoliopsida; Fabales; Fabaceae
Product: casein kinase I
Exons: 15
Coding region: 234-1526 (430 amino acids)
Biological process (GO): protein phosphorylation
Molecular function (GO): protein kinase activity; ATP binding
Source: RefSeq, a predicted model, not a curated record